UGUCGUAAAAAAAUAGUCAUCUUUAUUCUCUCUCUUAUUACUACUCUCAUAUUGAUUAAUCUUGAUUAGCAAGAGUAGGGAGACAUAUAAAAAGUAUAGACAGAAAAGUUUAGAAUGUAAAUUAAAGUUUAUAUCAUCUAUAAGAAUUUAUAUCAAAAAAAUAAAAAAAUAAAAAAUUUAUUUUAUGUUUUAAAUCAGUAUGGUAAAUCAUGGCAAAGUAAAACAUUUCAUUUCAAUAGAAAAAAAAUUAUUUGUAGAUGAAGCGAUGAUCCAUAUAAAAAAUGGCAAUUAUAAUAAGGCUAUAUAUCUUUAUAAUAAAGCAUUGGAUCUUGAGCCAAAUGAUAACAAUGCAUUAAUAGCACGAAGUAAAUGUCAUCUUUUAUUAGGAGAACCACAAAAAGCAUUGCAAGAUGCAGAAAAUGCAUUACAAUAUAAAAUGAAAAAUGCAAAUAUGGCUAAUGCAAUAUAUUGUAAAGCAGAAGCUUUAUAUUAUCUUGGUGAUUUUGAAAUGAGUCUUGUAUAUUAUUACCGUGGCAUGAAAAUCCGUCCAGAAUACGGACGAUUUCGUCUUGGUGUGCAAAAAGCAAAAGAUGCAAUAAAAAAUAUAUUACAUAAAAAUUAAAUAGUUAUUUUAUAAAAAUAUGAUUAUAUUAAUUGAUUAUAAAAUUUUUUUAAAUU
Apis mellifera (honey bee) is the source of this 678-nucleotide messenger RNA. Its product is annotated as tetratricopeptide repeat protein 25. The transcript has 3 exons. Gene Ontology annotation, molecular function: protein binding. Lineage: Eukaryota; Metazoa; Arthropoda; Insecta; Hymenoptera; Apidae. Gene Ontology annotation, cellular component: cytoplasm. Bases 200 to 622 code for a protein of 140 amino acids. The record is from RefSeq and is a predicted model, not a curated record.